AUGGCUCCGACCAUGUGUGGCGCCACUGUCCGAGUGAUGAGAGCAGUGAGAAAAAGUGAACAGCCACCCGAGAGUACCGACAAAAAACCAUCGGUCGCGCGUCCCAGUGAAUUGCUGCUAAAGGACAGUGAGGGAAGCACGGAUGCUGUGAACGAUGACAGUAAACACGACGAGUGGUACGAAAUGAUGAGUGCUGCAUCGCCAUCCAAUAGCAAGGCAGAUCGCGGAGAAGCUUCUGUUUCGCCGAGUAAUCAGCUGGGAGCCAGAGGUGGCCUGGAACGAUUUGACUUGGAACCGGACAGUGCUGCAGAUAUAGAAGCCCUUGAGCAGUCUUUAACCGCUCUGCUGGAUGAUUUUCGGUCGGGACGCAUGAGUGCACUGGGUGAAGACAGGCUGAAAAUGAUGCGAAAAGCCAGGCAAGAAAUGGAAAAUUUAACAGCCUUCCAUGUUAAAUUGCAUAAAAUUCAAGCGCCAAAUUUUUCAACUUUCAGGCAAGCCAUUUUUUCAGAAAAAAUUUGUUUUGAUGCAUGUCUGAAUGAACUGUACAAUGUGUGA
Messenger RNA from Gongylonema pulchrum, 555 nucleotides. The record is from the annotation of a GenBank genome assembly. Lineage: Eukaryota; Metazoa; Nematoda; Chromadorea; Rhabditida; Gongylonematidae.